Messenger RNA from Aspergillus clavatus NRRL 1, 2817 nucleotides. RefSeq names its product serine/threonine protein kinase SCH9 (gene schA). Gene Ontology annotation, biological process: protein phosphorylation. Gene Ontology annotation, molecular function: ATP binding; protein serine/threonine kinase activity. The transcript is spliced from 3 exons. The coding region runs from base 1 to 2817 and encodes 938 amino acids. The record is from RefSeq and is a predicted model, not a curated record. Lineage: Eukaryota; Fungi; Ascomycota; Eurotiomycetes; Eurotiales; Aspergillaceae.
AUGGCUGCUGCUCAGAGUGGAACAGAUUUACACGGAGAUGUGGGUAUGCUGAAGCAGCCGGUCUCGCGGAGCAAUCACUCGCAGGAGGACAACAACAACAACAACAACAACCAGGAUACAAUUGGGUCCAAUCGUUCCACCCCAUCGGGCAUUGCAACUCCUCAACCUGAUCUUACAGACAAACGCCAACCAUCAAUCAUGCAUAGUUAUUUCCAGGUUGGUCCCUCCUCAAGUCAUGACAAUUGCCCCUCCAAUUCGUGGUUUCCUUUUUCUGAGACAGUUGCUUCCUUCAACGAUAAGCAGCCGGGUACAUAUUCCACAGAGACGCGGGAUGAGCAAGGCUCUGGGCACAAUUCCUCUUCCUCGGGGUCUUUUGUCAUGAUGGAGCGUGACGGGGCUUCGGACAUCAGAGCCUCCUCCGUACCACCAGACAAGAAACUCGGCGCACAAGAAAUCUCUCCGGAGUCCUUACCUCCUACAAACCUGCCCACUCCCCCCUAUUCCUCCGCCUGUUCCCUUUUGCAGAAAGAGCCGGAGGAAUCUGAGCUGGGCUCCUCAGCCCCCGAGAAGGGCAUGGCUUCCAUUUUCACUGCUUUGAAAAGCUAUCUUUCACCAUCCACAGCCAAUCCCGCUGAGCCCCAAGCACGCCGUCAUACAUCCCACCCAGUUUCUAGCAUCUCUGAUGACCCCGUCCUUGCUUCGCACUUCUCCAACCCUUCCCUUCCUCCUGCUUCAGACCCGUUGGACCUGCCGGAAGUCCCCCUCCUCGCCCACGAAAAACCUCUUUCCAUGUCUUCUGAGAAUCUUACGAAGCUAACUGGGAAUCUCUCUGAUGCUUCGUGUCCAAAGAACACUCCCCCCCUUACUCCCCGCGCCAUGUCUAAUGAAGGAUCCCAAACGGCCGAGAAGAACCCACCUGUCACAUCUUGCCCUCGCUCGUCGGAACAGUCCCAGUCCGAUGACAUGGCCACGUCCGCCGACGAGAUUGCGGGAAAGCUCAAUGAAGCGUUUCCGUCCCAGCUGGACUGUUCGGAAUCAGAGCAAGACCAGCAGCAGCAGCAGCAAUCCGGCCCGUCUUUAGGACCCCUCAAGGGUAAACUCUACGUCAAGAUCACCGAAGCCCGGGGCAUCAGACCCGGUUUUGAUCCGUACGUGGUAUGCGUUUUCGAGUGGAAUGAAGUCAUCUCGAAGAGUGCCCAUGAUGAGGAGGAAGCCUCGAUUGAGCGACAACAGAAAGAGAAAGAGAAAUCGGACCGCGAAGCCGGGCGGCCAAUGGCGAUCCCCAUGAAGAGCCGCCAGAGCAGCAACAACAGCGCACUCGAGGGUCAUGAUCCCAGGGGGAAGUCUCCCGUGGCGGAUCCACACUGGAACCACGAGGCAACUUUCGAUGUUCUGGGCGAAGAAUCUGAAAUUGAUGUUUCGGUGUACGAUCGCAACAACCAAGAGGCAUUCCUCGGCCAUGUACGGCUGUCUUUGAAUCUCAAGGAAGAUCACAGUCGACUAGAAGGAUGGUUCCCAUUGUCAGCCCGCGGAGCUGGCGAUAACCAAAUCUCUGGCGAAAUCCACCUCGAGAUGCUUUUCGAACAGACCGAUAAGAAGCAAGUGGGACCAAACGACUUUCAGAUCCUGAAACUCAUCGGAAAAGGAACAUUCGGGCAGGUUUAUCAGGUCAUGAAGAAGGAUACGCACCGUAUCUACGCCAUGAAGGUCCUGUCGAAGAAGGUCAUCAUCCAGAAGAAGGAAGUCGCUCAUACCCUGGGAGAACGGAACAUCUUGGUUCGGACCGCUAUGGCGGCAUCUCCAUUCAUUGUUGGACUCAAAUUCUCCUUCCAGACUCCUACGGACCUGUACCUGGUCACGGACUACAUGUCAGGCGGCGAGCUGUUUUGGCACCUGCAGAAGGAGGGGCGUUUCCAGGAGGCACGGGCUAAAUUCUACAUCGCCGAAUUGAUUCUAGCACUCCAGCAUCUUCAUGAUCAUGACAUCGUUUACCGGGAUUUGAAGCCGGAGAACAUUCUUCUUGAUGCGAAUGGGCAUAUCGCACUGUGCGACUUUGGUCUAUCCAAGGCCAAUCUCACGCAGAACGACACAACGAACACCUUUUGCGGAACCACGGAAUACCUGGCGCCUGAGGUCUUGCUUGAUGAGCAAGGGUACACGAAGAUGGUGGACUUUUGGUCACUCGGUGUUCUUGUCUUUGAGAUGUGCUGCGGAUGGAGUCCGUUCUACGCGGAAGACACUCAGCAGAUGUACAAAAAUAUCGCGUUCGGCAAGGUUCGCUUCCCACGCGAUGCGCUCAGCACCGAGGGUAGAAAUUUUGUCAAGGGUCUGCUGAAUCGGAACCCCAGUCACCGCCUGGGCGCUAAGGGCGACGCGAAGGAGUUGAUGGCCCAUCCGUUCUUCAACGACGUCGACUGGCAGGCACUCGCUCGCAAGGAAGUCAUCCCGCCGUUCAAGCCGAAGCUCAAAUCCGAUACCGACACGUCGAAUUUUGAUCCUGAGUUCACCAACGCCCUCGAGAACAACGCUUCGCUGAAUGACCGUGCCGCCGCCUUAGCCAAUGGAUUUUUGACCGCCUCAACUCCGCUGUCCCCAGGAAUGCAGGCCAACUUCAAGGGUUUCACCUUUGUCAAUGAGAGCUCCAUUGACCACCAUAUGAAGCAUGACCCCAGUGACCAUAUGGAGGAGGAUCCAGAGCAGUGGCAACGAUCGCACCAGCACGGCAAUUCCAUCGAUCAGCACAUGAGUGGUGUUCACAAGAGCAACGAUGGCAGCGAGCCGGGCAUCUUCAACGUUGAUGAUAAUUUUGACAUGUGA